Symbiodinium sp. CCMP2592 is the source of this 2784-nucleotide messenger RNA. NCBI's taxonomy places the organism in Eukaryota, Dinophyceae, Suessiales, Symbiodiniaceae. The record is from the annotation of a GenBank genome assembly.
AUGAGGAGUGAAACAGCACCUCUGCUGAAGGGCUCAGCUACUGUUGGCUUCGACGAUAGCAGUGAUGGCAACUCCUUCCGCACGUUCACGCACUCUCCCAACAAGCUUCCAGCAGGUGGUCCCUCGACACUUUACGAGAUCAGCUUGCACCGGUCACGGAAGCGGACACUUGAAAAGGGUUUUGAUGCAAGGGGCAGCUUCGUGCACUUUGCCCACCGCAACCUGAAAAGCGUCGUCCAAUUUGAGGAUGUGCUGGACCGGCCAGGCAUCCGAAGCUGCCUGUACCGAGCAAAGUGGUAUAGGAGGCCAAGCAUGGUUCGCUUAAAGAACUUCAUGACCAGCACCUUCGUAACCCUCUGCUCGUUUGCGAGCCUGCUCGUCGCACUAUUUUGCAGCGACAUAUAUGCUUUUCUGGGCGCUGCUGAUAGCGCCCAGAGCGACAUCCUUCUGUCCGCCGCAUUUGUUUUCUUCUUGCUCGAGUUUCUUGGCAAUGCUUUGUCCGACAAGACUUACCUGUUGAGUUUCUUCUUCUUCAUGGACUUCCUUGGAACCUUCUCGAUGAUCUUCGACAUCUCUUACAUCUGCGGCGCGGAUGUCACCGCCUUCGACAGGCUAGAUCUGGAAGAGAACAAAGGAGGGAAUGGCGUGAUGAUCGUUCGGGCCGCGCGUGCUGCUCGCGUGGGUACUCGAGCCGGACGGCUCAGUCGCGUCGCAAAGAUAGUGCGCUUUUUAUCCGGUGGGGAGGACAUAUCGCAAAGCAAUGUGAAGAUGGCAAAGGUCAUCUCAAACAAGCUGUCCGAUGUCCUCUCAAUUCGCAUCGCCUUCGUGGUGAUACUCAUCGCCGUGGUCUUCCCGUCUUUCAGCAUCUUGGAGUAUCCGGCCAUGGAGGAGUCAAUGUCUGCUUGGACGGACUUCCUGGCAGAUGAAGUCACCAACUUCCGGCAAGGCCGCACGUCUCAAGCUGAGCUGGAUGAUGUCGUCGAGCGCAUGUCCGCCUUUUAUCGGUCAGUCAGCUAUGGUCCCUUUCUGGCCUGUUACUCCGAUCACCGCACCAGCGCCACCCAGGAGCUCCUGGAGUGCGGAGGUGUGGGAAGUGUGAAGCUGGAAUUCCAAACCGAGUUCUCCCGCCCCGAGCGUGGAGAGUUCCUCCUGGUCACCAGUGCCGGGAAGCUGGACGUGUUUUUCGACAUGUCAGCUCCACAACGUCUCGAAUCCUUGAUGGCCAUAAGCCUUAUCGCUUUUAGCAUCAUCGCCAUGCUGGUCUUUGGCACCUUUUUGAGCGAGAAUAUCUCCACCGUGGCCAUCGCGCCCAUGGAGCGGAUGCUGGACGUGGUGCGACACAGAUGUGCUCAGAUUUUCAAGUACACCGCCGAGCUGCAGGAGGGCUCUGAGAGCGAAGUCGAAGAGUCCGAGCACCCCGACGAGCACGAGGAGAGUCAGAGCAACGAGUUCGAGCUGCUGGAGAAGGCCGUGUCCAAGCUGUCCGCGAUCGCGAGCUUGUCCGCCGCAGAUUCUCCUAAAGAGACGGAGCCGCUGAAUGAAGACGACCUCUUGGUGAUGAACUGGACGCAUGGCCGCGGAUUCAUUACCUACGAGGUGGACUUCGGGACUCAGAACGUUCCAGCCAGGUUGCGAUCGCACCAGUUCAGCCAGAAGGACGUGGUGGGCAUCGAGUCGAUGUACCAGCAGGUGCCCUCGGAGAUGCUGGUCCUUUCCAGGACUGAGGACUUCAAUCCCAUGGAGCCGACGUCGAGCCAGCAGAAGGCACUCUGUGUCAUCCACUUGCUCGACAGCCCCGGGUGCAAGGACUUCGUGCGUGGGUCGAUCAACCCCGCCACCUUGAUUCAUUUUGUGGAUGCAGCAGAAGCGAACUACUCGCCUGUCCCCUUCCACAACUUCGGGCACAGUUUAGAUGUCUUGUGUUCACUGUCUCUUCAAUUGGAGCAGUCACAGGCACCUUUAUUUCUGUCCAACGUUGAGCAGUUCGGGCUCCUGGUGGCAGCCGUGGGCCACGAUCUGGGACACCCUGGAGUGAAUAAUCCCUUCUUGAUCGAGACGCGGCACGAGGUGGCCGUGACCUACAACGACAGGUCGCCACUGGAAAACAUGCACUGCGCCCAGCUUUUCCAAAUCCUCCGGCAGCCCGAGACAAACGUCUUCAUGGCCCUGGACAAGGAGACCUAUAAGGAGCUGAGAAAGGACCUCAUCGAGGCCAUCCUACACACUGACGUAACGAAACACAACGAGAUGGUCAAGGAUUUGGCUCUUUUCUACCAGAUGAACUCGGACACGCUUAGCCUGAGGGAGAUGCCCCAGGAGGUUCGGGAGUUGCUACAAUCCAAUCGCAGCGGCUUGAUGAACAGCCUGCUGCAUUCAGCGGACGUGAACAACCCUGCAAAGCCGUGGCACGUUGCCAAGAAGUUGGCCUACCUAUGCAUGGACGAGUUCUUUGCACAGGGCGACCGAGAGAAGGAGUUGAACAUCCCCGUCGGGAUGCUCAACGAUCGUGACAAGGUCAACAGGGCGAACUCGCAGAUCGGCUUCAUCGAGUUCAUGAUUGCUCCUUUCAUCGAGGCUUUAGUCUCCGUUUUCCCUGGCCUCGAUGACCUUGCUUCCAACACUUCUCAGAACAUCGAGAACUGGGCGCGACUUUGGCAGGCCGAGGCAGCCCCUCCUCCGGAGCAGGCCGAGAAGGUGGCAAUGCGUGUGCAAAAGGUGGUGGUCAAGCUGAGUGAUGCGGGUAGAAGAGGUUUGGCCUCACGAGCAGUCACCAAAGACAUGUGA